Molecule: messenger RNA, 5558 nt
Organism: Dendronephthya gigantea
Lineage: Eukaryota; Metazoa; Cnidaria; Anthozoa; Malacalcyonacea; Nephtheidae
Product: centrosomal protein of 192 kDa-like
Exons: 34
Coding region: 27-5270 (1747 amino acids)
Biological process (GO): centrosome-templated microtubule nucleation; protein localization to centrosome; mitotic spindle assembly
Cellular component (GO): cytoplasm; pericentriolar material; centriole
Molecular function (GO): protein kinase binding
Source: RefSeq, a predicted model, not a curated record
CCAGCGAAGGAUCCAAGCUCUCGGCGAUGUCGUCCAAUGAGCUCAAAAGUCUUUCGAAAACAUUGGCGCGUGCGAAUAUAGAUGAUGCGCAAGAAAUAUACAAGGUCUUGGUAAAUUUCAUCAACAGCAAAGGCAAUCGCCCGGAGGAAGUUGUUACAAGCACGCACCACUCCCCUGAAAUAAGGGGUGUCGGUCAUGGGGGUGUAGGUCAAACAGGUGGUUCCCAGGAGGGGGAUACAAUGACCUUUUAUCAUAGUGAUACAAGCUGUGAGGUGUCUCCCACCGACCCGAAGUUUCGUACAAUGUCAUCUAUAUCUUCACCUCCUUUGGAUACUUCGUCCCCCAAGAGUAGCGGGAGCUCCAUUGGCGUGCAGACUGAAUCCCACAGUGCGCAGGAAGUGACCACCGUACACACGUCAUGUACAACUUCUGUUGUAACUUCGAAUUUGAGGGAAGGCGUACCCGUCGGCACCCACCUCCCUGUUUGCAGCAGCGCAGCAGAUGGUGUUUUUGAAACACGCACCAACGAAUUGGUAUCAUCCAAGCAACAUGGUGGUACUCCAGUGGUUUGUACCAGCAGCCCAGUAACAUCUAAACAUUAUGCAAGCAUACGAAGCCAGGCUACUAGUACAGCCACUAGCCCGGUAUCUCCCAUGCAGUACAGUAAACCAAGCCCAACCAACCCACCCGAUGAUGCAAAUGUAAUACCAGCCACGUCCGUCGCCAGGACAUUAACCCCUGAUCCGUACAACUAUUCCACCAAAAUUUCUCCUGGUGCGGCGCCAUACGGAAGUCAACAAUCUGUUUCUGCUGCGUCUGCAAGUGCAAUUCUAACGGAGCGUCAAAUAUUGAAAGCUGAUAUCCGACCUUACUCAGACCCCAAAACGACGAGCUCGAUGCCCUACCAUCCGGGGGUCCCACGAUAUCAGCAUAAAGAAAGGUUUUACCCCAUUUCGCAACCGGGUAACCAAGAAUCUCGGGUGGGAGACCCGUAUUCAAUACCAAGGUUCCCCGUCGAAACGACCCGUCAUGCAAGUGGUCAGCAGUAUUACCAACUCGAAAGCGUUUCAGUGGACCCGAGGGCAGGCUGUGUGAUCUCAGGAACAAGCCGCACAGUCGCUGCAUCGACAUCGUCCGGCGAUUUGCCAGCGCAAGUUCACGCUCUUCGCCAUUCUGCGCACGCAAACGCCGUGGCAGAUCACGCAUUUGCGAGAAGGGUCAACACGAAUUCGGAAGCCGGAUACACCGCGGUGCCCGUUUCAAGUCACGCAUUUCCUGUUGACGAGCACGUAGGUGCCGAGCCGAAGCACGUAAUACCUAUUCCAAGUCACGCUUUCACAAGAAUGGACGUGGCAAAAGUUGCGGUAGAUCACGCAUCCACGAUGCCUGCUCGCGCGAUUGGUGGUCCAAGCCGUGAAAUUCCCGUUUCACGCCAUGCCGAUUUUAGGUCGAUUCGAACUGAGAGUGCUUUUUCAGGCUAUACCGGCGAUAUUCUCGCUCAAAGUUGCCCGACCUCUAGUGCACCUGCAUUUGCAUCACCCAAGGAAAACGCUGAAUUUGCAUUGCGGGAGUUACAGCCGGUCGCGCCAAGUGAGCAUGGUGGCCAUCGCACUCAACCACAUGUCCGUCAAGCUGUUCAAUACCAGGAUGGGCAUAUUCCGAGCCAGUUUCUGGGGGCACAGCCACCACUUUCUGCACCUCUUAGUACAAAGAAUGCGUUCAGUUAUCAGGAUGGUGGUCAGGAGAAAUACAGUGUUGUUGGUGGUGAUUGUAAUCGGGAUGAUAAACACGUGAGACGGCCGCAUGGUUCUACUGGAGCUGUUCACAGGCAGGGUGAAGUUUGGAACAGUAGAACUGAGCGUUCGUCCCAGAUUCAAAUGGUGGUACCUCCCGUACUAGACUUCCCUGGCGUGUUGUGUGUUGGUACCUCGGCUGAAGCCAGUCUCUCCAUAUACAAUCCGACAUCAAGAUGGAUUAGAUGUUCGUCAGAGAUUGUAACUUGCACCAUUAAUGGCUUCAAGGUGGAUUAUCAAGAAUGUCCUUUCUCUAUACGGGAAAAAACGAUGAUAGGACCUAAACUGACAGAGAAUAUAAAGGUCGACUUCAAGUGCCUGUCUGCCGGUGUGUACGUCGCCGAAAUGAAAGUUGUCUCGACCCCAGUUGCCUCGGCAUCAGGCGACAUCGAAACGUCUUCUGCAUUCGUCAGUUUACAGGGCUUUGCUGAAGAACCGAAGAUAGAGAUCAUUGCUGACGAAUUGAGGACGUUGGAUUUUGGUGAAAUUCAUCAUGGGUGCAAGAGUGUCAAACCAUUGAGGAUUAUGAAUAAAGGAAUGACUGUUGUGCCACUGAAGAUGCGCAUUUGCUCAAAUUCGUCUCCUGGCAUGUUCAUAUUUUCCAAAGCUAAUACUCCUGAGGUUAUUCCCGAGCUCGACUUGCAAAAUACGACGUUGAAGUGUCUUGUACCAGCACGAAAUGACUCGGGAAUUAAACCAGAACCUCUUGUGAUCUGGAUCGAACUUGCCGACAAGAAUCAACAUUUCGAGAAGUCAGAUGAGGCCGAGGUGUUGAGCGCCGGAAUUAACAUACAGCUUGAUGUAGGAACUGUCGCGAAGAUUCUUGGAAAUAUUCAACUUUCGGCUAUCCUGGGUUUUACCAAGAUCCAGAUACCCAAAGCCUUUCAGAUGGCGAUGUGCCUGUCCUCUCCAGUUGGAAAAAGAGUGUCUCGUGAAUUUCCUUUCACAAACGCUGGAAACAUCUGUGCCAAUGUAGAACUGACCGUUCCAAAACACUUGGAUGUUUUCUCAGUCACACCAGAGAAGUUCCAAGUCCGACCAGGAAUGGCUGUCAUGGUUAAGGUUAUGUUUACACCUUUAUGCAAAGAGACCUGUGAAACCGUGAUUCAAGUUUUGGAGCCAGAUAACAGCAAGUGUUAUGAAGUAUUGCUAAGGGGCUCAGCGGUAGAACCACAACCCGAAAUUGAUGAUGUUCCGCCCAUACUGAGUAACAAAUCCUGGUUGUGUUGGACGGGUGUAGAUCUCGGAAAUGCCACGCACCAAAGACUCUUCUUGCUGAAUGAUUCCGCUGAUCAACCGAUUCACUUUCAAGCGAUGAUCCAAGGAGAGCAUUCGGACUUUGAGAUUCAACGUAUGAGAUCUGAAUUUUCGAAAGGUGGUGUAUCGUCAGAGAAAAUGGUUUUAAGACCCAAAGAAAGAAUGCCAAUUUACGUGUUGUUCGCCCCGUCCUCAUUUGGAGUCUUCAAAAGUGCCUUGGUUCUUAAACCGGAUCGUGGUCCUCGGUUUCAAAUACCGUUGUACGCGUAUGGCGGGAAAAGUUGUCUAUCGUUCGUAGAUCUGAAAAAGACAGCGGAAGGCUUCGAUGCUCCACUGGGCGAGGUUUCGCUUGGUCGUCGUAACAUACUGAAGAUUACUGUGAGGAACACUGGAAACAGAGCUGCCUUUGUUAAGGCCGUCUGUUUUGCUGACUUUCAAAUUCGUCUUCACUAUCAUCAGACACAUCUUAGUAUUGUUCCAAGCGAGUUUGUUUUGCCAGAAAGAUCUUCGAAGGAACUUGUGAUCGUAUACCAGCCUCUACAGCACGAUGCUAAAGCAUGUCAAUACGAAUCGAAGAGGGUAGCAACUGUCGUGUUUUACCAUGGAGAUGAAGUCCUCAGACAAUGGUAUAGAAAAAAUCUCAGUAAACAAAAAGGGAUGAACGAAAAGCAUGCAAGCGGAAACUGGAGGAAUGACGAUAUUCAAUUUGAUAAGAUUUUCCAGGACGAAAAUUGUACCGCUGAAGACUUCGAUUUCCCUGAUCUGGACAACUACGAGCGAAUAUUUGACAGCCACGUUUCGCAAACGUUCGUCAACCUUUUGGGUGGAAGCGAGAAGAACGUGGUGCAGUCAGAUAUGGGCGAAGAGAGUCUAGUCAUGGCUACACCGAGGAAACGAUGUCUGGAGCCUGAGACCGAGAAAAGCACUGUUGCCAAGGGCGAUAUCGUCACUGAUAAAAGAACAGGGAAUACAGACAAAGAUGAAAGUAGUGUAUGGUCGUUAAUACCAGAACAAAUCAGCUUAAAAGUUCCUGUUAAAGGCUCGUCUGAUUCAACAAAAAAGAUUCAAUUGUUAAACUUCUCUGAUAGACAACUGGAGUUCGAGUUGAUCUGGCCAGCCCAUUGCAUUGCUGUGACACCUCACACUGGAGCAAUAGCUCGAAAAAGUCAAACGACCAUCAACAUCAGCGCCUGGGGCAGUAUUUUGAAGUCUGGCGUGGAUUUACCGUGGUCCGGUACGGCUUAUGUGAAAUGUGAUGGGGAAAAGAAGGCUAUAGCGAUCCAGAUUCACAAUCCACUAGUGAGUGACAAUUCACCAGCGCCGAGUGUUAUCGAUAAGCCACUGUCCAUUGUAAAAUCUGGCAAAGAUGAACCACGUUUGUCUCAGACCUAUACUGCUUUCGUGAAGCCUUUGAAAGCAACUCAAUUGUUGAAAAUUAUACCAACGCUAAUCGAUUUUGACGAAAUUCAAGUGAACAAAGCGUCGUGUUCAACCGUUACAAUUGAAAAUAUUUCAACAUCAUCACUAAGGUGGAAAAUUUCGUCGUUUGCGCCAGCCUAUGCAAAGGUGUCCGAUGCAAGUGCAGAAUUGCUCCGUGCAACCUACCCCGUAUUCAGUUUCUCUACUCAAAGUGGUUUCCUACGAGCAAAUCAAAUUGUGAAGAUUCAAGUUGAAUUUCGUGCUAGAGACGCUGGAGAUUACUGCCAAAUAUGGGACUGCCAGACAAAUCCAGAGAGUCCGUUAACUUCAACAAAGAUUAAGUUAGAGCUCUCAGGAAAGGCUGUCGUGAAUGAUAGAACAUCCUCUGCCGAGAUGGAAAAAGAUAAGAAAAGCGUUGAGAAAGGAAACGUUGGGACGUCCAGAGAGUCGCUGCCGGAGAUUCCCUCGAAAGAAACCAAAGAAUCUCAAAAGGGGAAAGCUGUUGUUUAUUUCCAGUCCGAUAAUGUGGAUUUUCCCGAUACAAAAGUGGGACAGACCAGCACAGCGAGAAUAAAGAUUUGUAACAAGUCGACCAGCGAACAACAGUUUCGAAUCAUCGCUUCCUCAGCGCCAUUUUACAUGAAGUGCACCAGCCUUGUUACAAAACCAUCUCAUUACUUGAAAAUCCCCGUUUAUUUCUCGCCCCAAGAAGCGGGCAAACAUUACGAAGCUACGGUCGCAUUUGAAAACAUAAAAUCUGGGGAAACACUGGACGUGAAGCUACGUGCAAAUAGCGUUUGAAUAUUUCAAAAAGAAAUGAAAAUAUAUUUAUUUAUUUAUUUAGCAUAAUUUAUCAUGGAAAUGCAGUCAAAAUUGUAGCUAUGAACACCUCUGGUUUUGUGUUUUUGCCAAAGCCAACACAAUAUUAAGAGCUUUGACGAUAGUUGGUCCUUACCGUCAGGGCCAGGAUGUAUAAACAAAACUGUCGAUGCUAAAAACUUGAAAAUCUAAACAGACUACUGUAUGUAAGUGGGGUAUUCAGUGUUUAGUCGCGUGUAUAUAUGUUAUAUACAUAUUAUUUAAAUUUAU